Messenger RNA from Platichthys flesus (European flounder), 2085 nucleotides. RefSeq lists its product as uncharacterized. The record is from RefSeq and is a predicted model, not a curated record. The coding region runs from base 156 to 1646 and encodes 496 amino acids. Lineage: Eukaryota; Metazoa; Chordata; Actinopteri; Pleuronectiformes; Pleuronectidae. The transcript has 9 exons.
UGGCGUUACUGGGAACUGUUCUCAGUACUGUGGAAGCUCUGGUAUGCAGGCUGACAGGAGAAGCCUGGCAGAACCGGGAUUACUGUCAUUCUGGUCCUCAUGAUACCAGGGAGUGUGAACCGCAUGCUGGAUACACACAACCCGGUGACGCCAACAUGUGUUACACACAGAGUCAACAGAGCACAGUCCCUUGUCUGAGUGAGCACGACUUAUCCAAGCUGGUCAGUAUAUCUCCUCUGUUCAAGACCCUGCAGGAGAUCCAGCAGUCUUUACACAGCCUCUCACCAGCUGAGCCUACUCAGCAUCUCCACCAUGCUGUAGAGCCGUCUGUCCAGGAGAGCUACAACGGGAAACUCAUCCCAACUGCUCUGGACAACCUCUCCCCUCAGCAUGCUGCAGUGUUUCUCUUUGGUUGCCAGGUGAUGCGGUUGCUCGAGAAAUGCCCCCAGUUCCCCUCUGUGCUUCUGCUACUGGCCAAGUCGAUCCCAGUCGCUUCAUUGUCCACUAAUGAGGCCACGCUGGCCCAUUGCUCUGGGGACUUUUACUUUGACGCGACCAAUCAAAUCCUGUAUCUGUCAGAGGCAAAGCUUCAGCACGUGGGGCAUUUUAUCGGCGUCCUUCUGCAGUCCAUGGCCCACAUUGUGUCAGCAUCAACACGUCAGAGCUUUAUGCAAGCGCUGCAUGAGGCCGUUUCCGCUCUGAGCCUUCAGAUGUUUAACGUCUCUUUCAAAUGGAGCUCGGAGGAGUCAAAAUUCGGCGCUUCAGAGGAACAGCACGGUGCAUUAGUUACAGACUUUCUCAACGCCAGAGUUCCAGCUGAGGUGCAUUUCACUGAGCACCUGUUAGCUCGCAGACUUGAGAAAUACAAGUAUUUCAAGUUAGAGCAGCUCAUCUUCAACCUCGGACGGUGUUCAACUGAGGACACAGACACAGGUUUGCCACCAAAAGGGACGCCGAAACAGAUAUCGUGUGUCGAAGAAGAAAUCGACCGCUUGAACGAGUCCUUCCUGCAGCUCAGCAUGCAGCUACAGCAGAGAGCUCCAAUGAGCAGAUGGCAAAAGGAGACACAGAGUGCUGGGAACCAUUCUGCGGGGGCCACACCAACAAGCAGCGAGCCAAGCCUGAGUCGUAGUGGAACAAUGCUGCUGGAGCUGAAGAGACGCCAUGUAUCACAGCGUCUCAAUGAGCUCCAGCUCACAUUAGGUCGGAUCAGACAGCGCCAGCAGCGUGGCAGCGAGUCAAGAGAUGGGACAGGAGGCCGUAAACAAACAGACAGCAGCAGCGGCAGCACUCGGCCGGGACAGAGGGAGCAGUAUCCUGGCAGAGAUGGCUGCAGUCCCGCCGACGGCCAGCAGCAGGGCGGUGCUCCAGCGAGCCGGAGUCACAGCCAGGAAAACAUACAGGGCCGAGCUCUCGGUAACUAUAAAGUGGAGAGUCAUAUAUCCCACCCGCAGAGGAGUAACAACCCUGAAAUGUUGCCGGACUGCCAGAUGCUUGAGAGCCAAGAUCAGCCGCUUGUGACCGUGCCAGGAAAACAGGAGCUAAACGGUCAGAUCCCAUUGGAAAAUACAACUGGACACACGGACAGUGAUGACAUGUGGGCGCCCGCUGAUCAGAGACCGGAUCGGAAUGUGGACAAAUGCUAAGAAGAAUUAGUUGCAUCAAGAAUUAUCUGACCAUUAUUCCUCCGCUCCCGGCCUUGUGCUCGAAAUCUGUGUACACUGUAAUAUUCUGUCGUGUUUGACCAUCAGAGCCGGAGUCUUUUUAAUUAUCUGUGAUCCAGGACAGAAAUAAUUUCUGGCAACAAGCAGUGUGGCGUGACACCCUCUGUCAUCUUGUCCAAAUAGUUUCUCGGUCGGGAGUUAAUUCCGGCCUCAAACACAGGCUCUGUUCAUUACCAUAUUCUAAUUAAGAUAAUAAACUCCAGCUCACUGAACACAAGGUGACAGUUGUGCGUCUGUGCUUACACCAACCUCCCCCUUGUGUAGAGGCGACAACCCUUAUGUCUUCAUGAAUAUUUAAUAUUGAACGACAAUAAUUCUCGAACCCUCCUCCUCUCAGGUCCUCUAACCUGUCGUUUGUCAU